AUGGGGAUUCAAUUUUGUAAGGAUGGACAUUUCAUUACAAUUGUAAUUGAGGAUGUAGAGGAGACAAUUGAAUGGAGGGAGAAGGUGAAGGAGAAGAAACGCAGCAAGAGAAAGACAAACAAAAAAGAAAAGGCAGCUAGAAAGAUCCAAGCCUGGUGGCGUGGCACCCUGGUACGCCGGACAUUGUUGCAUGCGGCCCUCAGAGCCUGGGUCAUUCAGUGCUGGUGGCGGCUGACGCUGGCAAGACAACUGGAGAGAAGACGGUGGGCAGCCUUGAUUGCUUAUGCAAAGAAAGAGAGGGCAGUGGUUAAACUCCAGUCUUUGGUCCGUAUGUGGCGCAUUCACUGGCGAUACUGCCAAGUGCUCAAUGCUAUCUAUGUCAUCCAGCGCCACUGGAAAUGCCAAACCUGCCAGACCUGCUCUCUCCUCCGGGGCCACUGUGUGGUCACAACUACUCACCUGCAGUUCCACAUUGAGAUCAUCAAUCCCUAA
Molecule: messenger RNA, 492 nt
Organism: Orycteropus afer afer
Lineage: Eukaryota; Metazoa; Chordata; Mammalia; Tubulidentata; Orycteropodidae
Gene: IQCF2
Product: IQ motif containing F2
Exons: 3
Coding region: 1-492 (163 amino acids)
Molecular function (GO): calmodulin binding
Source: RefSeq, a predicted model, not a curated record